AUGCGUAAGGCGUUGCAGCAGCAGGAUGAGACGGAAUCUUCUUCCGAAGACUCCUACAAUGAUUCUGUUGGUGGCACAGAACAAUCAUGGAUAUCUUGGUUCUGCACUUUGAAGGGUAACGAGAUGUUUUGCGAAGUGGACGAGGACUACAUUCAAGACGACUUCAACUUGAGUGGACUGAGCUCCUCUGUCCCGUAUUAUGACUACGCCCUAGAUAUGAUCCUUGACGUGGAGCGAGAGCGUCAAGAGCUGAAUGAGCAGCAACGAGAACUAGUCGAGUCUGCGGCAGAGUUACUGUAUGGUCUUAUUCAUGCGCGAUAUAUUCUCACACAAAGAGGGAUGACCGCGAUGUUAGAAAAGUAUAAACGAAACCACUUCGGGAGGUGUCCUCGUUUUCUCUGUGCGAACACGCCAUGCCUACCAGUGGGUACAUCUGAUAUAUUCCGAACGGCCACUGUUAAGAUAUUCUGCCCGAAGUGCAAGGACGUUUACUUCCCACGAAGCAAAUACCAAGGAAACACAGACGGAGCAUAUUUUGGAACUACUUUUCCUCAUUUAUUUUUGAUGACCUUCAGCCACUUGCAGAUUACGAAGCAAGUUACUGCGUACGAGCCCAGAAUCUUUGGAUUCAAGAUACAUGAACACUGA
This is a messenger RNA of Ostreococcus tauri, 648 nucleotides long. RefSeq names its product Casein kinase II, regulatory subunit. NCBI's taxonomy places the organism in Eukaryota, Viridiplantae, Chlorophyta, Mamiellophyceae, Mamiellales, Bathycoccaceae. Gene Ontology annotation, molecular function: protein kinase regulator activity. The record is from RefSeq and is a predicted model, not a curated record. The transcript has 3 exons. Gene Ontology annotation, cellular component: cytoplasm; protein kinase CK2 complex. Bases 1 to 648 code for a protein of 215 amino acids.